Messenger RNA from Aegilops tauschii subsp. strangulata, 549 nucleotides. The record is from RefSeq and is a predicted model, not a curated record. Lineage: Eukaryota; Viridiplantae; Streptophyta; Magnoliopsida; Poales; Poaceae.
AUGGCCGAGCAACACCAGCAGAGCUGGGCCAAGCCGGGGGUAGGGGAGACCGCAGGGGAGGGCACCAUGGCCAUGGCAGGCACGCCGCACCCGACGCCGGACCGGCAGGGGCGCAUGGCAGCUGGGGGAUGGGCGCCCGCGACGCGCGCAAGGACGCGGGGAGCUCAAGGACGCGCCAGUGGAGGGGAGAUAGGGGUUGGGGAAGCGCGGGAGCGAUGGAUCCGGCCCGCCGAAGACAUCUCGGGGCGCGCCGUGGCGGCCCUCCAGCGACGACGCGGCAGGAGGGGGAGCAUCCAGGCGGCGGCGGGUGGUGGAUCUGGGGGGCGCGGGUCUGGGAACGCGCUUGCGGGACGGAUCCGCCCUGCCGCCACCAUCCCGGGGCGCGGCGGGGCUUCGUCGACCGGCCCUCCGGCGGCGGCGCAGCGGUGGCUGGCGGGGAGGUGCCUCCCUAGCGGCGGCGGCUGGGGUUUCCCCGUGUCGCCAGAGGCUGGCGACGGGGGGCGCGGGGCUUCUUACUUCGAUGUUGCUUGCCGCACUGCACAGACUUGA